Pomacea canaliculata is the source of this 3771-nucleotide messenger RNA. RefSeq names its product medium-chain specific acyl-CoA dehydrogenase, mitochondrial-like. Gene Ontology annotation, cellular component: mitochondrion. Gene Ontology annotation, biological process: fatty acid beta-oxidation; medium-chain fatty acid catabolic process. The record is from RefSeq and is a predicted model, not a curated record. Bases 247 to 1506 code for a protein of 419 amino acids. Gene Ontology annotation, molecular function: medium-chain fatty acyl-CoA dehydrogenase activity; flavin adenine dinucleotide binding. The transcript is spliced from 13 exons. NCBI's taxonomy places the organism in Eukaryota, Metazoa, Mollusca, Gastropoda, Architaenioglossa, Ampullariidae.
UCAUGAUCGGGAGAGGGUCACAUACGUAUCGUAGGUGUGUCUACACAAAAAUGCUAACAUUUGAUUCAAUAUCCUUCACACCAGUUGCAUCUUAAUAUUAUUUGUAUAUUUUUUUUCAAGUAAUGGAUCAGCCUGUUCCCUGUUGCACCUCGUUUCCGAUCUCCUGACCACUUGUGAACUUUGACCAAAAGCGUCGUCCAGGUCCUACACUGGCGGUGCAGUAAGCCACAGUGUACCGCGUCGACAAUGGCGUUUGCUCUUCGACAGGUGGCUUCAAGAGUAUUUUGCACUGCAACAAGAAAAGCAACAACCCAAGGCAACAACCAGAAAUUAUUUUCCGGUGUCAGCUUUGAGUUAACCCCAGAGCAGAAAGAAUACAAGGAGUCUGCCAGAAAGUUUGCCAGAGAGGAAAUAUUACCACGAGCUGCAGAAUAUGACAAAACAGGAGAGUAUCCAUGGGAGACAAUCAAGAAGGCUUGGAAGCUGGGGCUUAUGAAUUUACACAUCCCUGAACACUGUGGUGGAAUGAACCUGGGGAUUGUGGACACUUGCAUUGUCACAGAAGAGCUAGCAUAUGGUUGUACUGGUGUACAGACAGCAAUUGAAGCCAACUCUCUUGGGCAAAUGCCCAUAAUUAUUUCAGGGAAUGCAGAACAACAAAAGAAGUAUCUUGGUCGUAUGACUGAAGAACCUCUUAUGUGUGCUUACUGCGUGACAGAACCAACAGCUGGAUCGGAUGUGGCAGGUAUUAAAACGCGGGCAGAAAAGAAGGGAAAUACAUAUGUUCUGAAUGGGCAGAAAAUGUGGAUUACAAAUGGCGGGUAUGCUAACUGGUUCUUUGUUCUUGCCCGCACUGUUGCUGACCCCAAAGUACCUGCCAGUAAAGCAUUUACUGGGUUCAUUGUUGAUGGUGACUCACCAGGUGUGAUUAGAGGAAGAAAGGAACUAAACAUGGGACAAAGAGCAUCUGACACACGAGGCAUUACAUUUGAAGAUGUAGUUGUACCUUCAGAGAAUGUACUUGGUGGAGAAGGUAUUGGGUUUAAGAUUGCCAUGGGUGCCUUUGACAAAACUAGACCUUCAGUGGCAGCAGGUGCUGUAGGAUUAGCACAGCGGGCUCUGGAUGAAGCUACUAAAUACAGCAUGGAGCGCAAGACAAUGGGCAAGCUUAUAUGUGAGCACCAGGCUGUGGCCUUCAUGUUAGCAGACAUGGCAAUAGGAGUGGAGAGUGCACGUCUGGCCACCCUGAGAUCUGCCUGGGAGAUUGAUCAGGGUCGACGGAACACCUACUAUGCAUCCAUUGCCAAGGCUCUUGCUGGAGACGUUGCCAAUAAAUGUGCUGCUGAUGCUGUACAGAUAUUUGGUGGGAAUGGUUUCAACAGUGAAUACCCGGUGGAAAAACUUAUGAGAGAUGCCAAAAUCUACCAGAUUUAUGAAGGCACAGCACAGAUCCAGAGGAUGAUAAUUUCUCGUGAGCUUUUGGCUCAGGCACAGAAGAACAUUUAAAAAAUAAGUACUUACACCAAGAAAGCAGCACUGAAGUAUGGUGCUUGAAUGAUGAUCUCCCUUGACGUGGAUUGCAAGAAUGAAGAGCUAUGAUUCAGAAACACCUAAAAUUUGCUACUUUUGUGUAAAUGAACAAUGUGAUAUGUCAAUUUUUGUAACAAAUUUUUAGUGUAAUUUGUCUUUUCUAAAAUUUUCAAUUGCCGAAUAGACUGUUUGGUAAUUUUUUUUUUACUUGCCUUUUACAGUAAACUUCACAUGCACAAUUAUGCCUACAUAGACAAUGACCAAAUUUUACAUAUAUGACAUAUUUAUUUGGGUGAUGCUCUGUGAUCAUGUUGUAAAGGCUAUUGCUUCAUUUAACAUACAUUUGGGAAACCCCCCAACUAGAAUUUAACUUUAUACAAUAUCAGUCUGCAUAACAACAUAAGUGCUACCUACAUUGUUUUCUUCUUUGGUUAAUUAGGUGAGUACUAAUUCAGACAAUUACUUUAUUGCUUAUCUUGGAAUGGUAGCAAGCAACAGUUCUUGAACAAUUGGCUUUUCAUGUUAGUUUCAAAUCCUCGAAUACUUUGACCCUGCUUUAUCAACUGACAUCCUUGAGUGUCAUAGGGUGAUAGAAGAUUGCUCAGUGUGAGGCAGUGUUAACUGUAAGGCCAUGUGACAAAGAGGUCUUUGCCAUAUCCUCAAUCCAAAGUGUCUGCAGGGCAGUUCUCUUGCUCAGGUACCAGAACAUGUUAGAGCAUAGGAUCUCGUUGCUGGUUUGUCAGCUGACAUCUUGGUCAUUUCUAGCCCACUUGACUUUCCUGUUAGUGGACUGGCAUGGCCACCACCAUCUUUUUUUAGUUUUUAUAUAAUGUCCCUUUGAGUUGUAUCAAUUGCCUGUCCAAAACAUUUCAUGUUAUUUUUCUUUCCUGGAUUGGUCAGAGUGGCUGGAAGAGAGUACAGAUGAGCUGAUCCUUAGUCUACAUUGGGACUAUUUGGUUUCUGGAUUUGAGUCUCUGUCUUGCUAUCCUCUGUGAAAGUUCUAUCUAGAUACCUGAACUGAUAUUUGUUUGCAUGACAUGCUGCUUAUGUUAAAUGUCCAAAGUGCCUAAUGUUCGCUGACUGUAAUGACUUUUUUCAUUUCUGUGCUGAUUCACUUGUCACAGGGUUUGCAUAGUCCGAUUAGACUGUUCAAAUCAGUGGUGCACAACUUUUUCUCACCCAUGGGCCACAUUGGACAUGAUAUAAAAUCUCACGGGCCAGAACAUGGGGGUUUUGCCAGAAUCAUGAUGUUAAAAAUGACAUCAUGUUGUGUCUGGUUAAAAUGAGAGGGCUGGAUGAAGAGCCUUUGUGGGCUGGAUGUGGCCUGCAGGCCAUAGGUUGGGCACCCCUGGUUUAUAUGCUUCUGCAUCUUCAUUCACCAACCCCUGGUUGUCACCAAAGACCAGUUCAUUCAGCAUCUUCAGAUCAAGUUUGCUUCUGUAGUGAAUUUGGUCCAUGUAGAUUAUGAAAAGCAGAGGCAAGAGCACACAUCCCUGCGUCAAACUUCUUUUCAUUUCUGUCAAUCUGGUCAAGGUUCUCUGCUUUUCUGCUGAUUGCUUGCCUGGUUUCAAUUUUGUAGAGUACCUGUGCCUUCACAUCAGCUUUGUCUGUUGACAUAGUCUAAUGCCUUUUCUUGGUCUAUGAGGACAAGGAGGAGGUCUUCGUUGCAUUCAAUGGCCAGUUUACUGAGCUGUCUCAGGGGAAAGAUUGCAUCAUUUUAGCCAGCAUCUUAUCUUGAACCUGAACUGUGCAUUUCUGAGGUAUGGUUUUAUAAUGAGUAUGCUUUGACAGGAUAUUGGCGUACAUUUUGCUGGUUUUUUUUUUUGAUAUACAUCAAUCUUUUUCCAACAGUGUCUUUCCAUAAACAAUCAUUGUGAAGUCUAAAUGGUCAAAGCAAAACAAAUCUGGAAUGAUGAAAUUAAGGUUGUUCUUCAUAAACUUGCAAAACGGUGUUUCCAAGAAUCAAAAUAAUGCACUUCUUACACUACACAAGAACCUAAAUACAGAUGACAAAAUAAUUUAUUAACAGUAACACCUUUGAUAUAAUCAUCAGGUAUCUGGAACCAAUCACAAAAUUCUGGUAAACUAAAUACACAAUUUAAAAAAGAGAAAUACUGCAAAAGUUUUGUUUUUACUGUGAAACUACAGUUUGCAACUGUGCAUAUUUUCAAUACACAACAGUUAAGUUUCUUUUAUUUACUUUCCAGUCCUACAAAUAAACAAUGUUAUUUACUGUCAAAA